Messenger RNA from Desarmillaria tabescens, 1710 nucleotides. Its product is annotated as MFS monosaccharide transporter. Gene Ontology annotation, biological process: transmembrane transport; carbohydrate transport. Gene Ontology annotation, cellular component: membrane. The coding region runs from base 68 to 1612 and encodes 514 amino acids. The transcript is spliced from 18 exons. NCBI's taxonomy places the organism in Eukaryota, Fungi, Basidiomycota, Agaricomycetes, Agaricales, Physalacriaceae. The record is from RefSeq and is a predicted model, not a curated record. Gene Ontology annotation, molecular function: carbohydrate:proton symporter activity.
AUUCCUACCGUCACCUGGACCCCCAGCUCCCCACCUGGAGCAACAGCGCCUUCCCGUCAGAUAUCGCAUGACCGCUACGAGCAAUCAAGAUUACACCAACAUCCCAGAGUCCGAUUCAGAAAACGCGGCUCUUAACCCUAACCCGGAACCAUGGGCACGACUACGAGAUGGAGGAAGCUUGACUGUUCAUCCUGAUGGACGUUCGUAUAACUAUUCCUAUGGUCCGAAGGGUCUAGCUGGACUGUUUAGCAACCAGUACACGCUUUGGUGUGUGAUAUUUGCGAGCAUUGGAGGCCUGAGUUUCGGGUAUGACCAGGGCGUGAUUGCUAAUGUCCUGGUAAUGAAGGACUUUACUGAGCGCUGGCCUAUAUCGCCCUUCCAGGAGGGUCUUAUGACGGCUAUUCUGGAGCUCGGUGCAUUGACUGGUUCUGUACUUUCGAUAUUCGUUGCAUGCGUUGUAUUUUGCAUAGGUUCUGUAUUCCAAUGCGGCGCUUGGAAACUGUAUCAUAUAUUCAUUGGACGUGCCGUUGGGGGAUUUAGGCGCUGUAGGAGCUUAAGUAUGCUUUCGCCCCUAUACAUGGCAGAAAUCAGUCCUCCGGAGUUGCGUGGAUCUCUCAUGGCCUUGGAACAGUUUGCCAUCGUUUUGGGAGUUGUAUGCGGAUUUUGGAUUGGGUUCUUCACACGUUCCACUCAGCAUCUUGGCGCAGUACCAUUAGGUAUUCAGAUCGUUCCUGGGAUCAUCUUAUUUCUUCAGGGCAGGUACGAAGAAGCUUUAGCCAGUUUGGCGAAGCUGAGACGGCGAACACCCAUAGAAGCCAAGAGGGAUCCUUUGAUUCAGAUCGAACUUUUAGAGAUGCGCGUUGAAGCUACCCUCCUCCAGCGGAUAUCUCCCAAUGCUGACGACUUGAAACCUCAUGGAAACCUCGGAGAGCUUGGAUCCUGGGGAGCGCUCUUCACAAAGAAGUACCGAGCACGUACAGCUGUUGGCGUGCUCAUGAUGGUAUUUCAGCAAUGGAGCGGCAUCAACGCAUUACUGUAUUAUGGUCCGAUUCUUGUCAAGAGUAUUGGACUAUCGGGAGAAAAAGUCACAUUGUUAGUUUCCGGAGGCAUUGGCGUUGUUCAAUUCUUCGCAGUCAUACCCGCCAUCUCACAGAUUGAUCGAAUCGGGAGGAAAUCCCUGUUGAGAGGCGGAGGCGCAGUAAUGGCAUGUUCGCACUUUGCCAUUGCCAUUUUGCGUAAGUGUAUUUGUACGUUUACUGCGUCCUACGGUGUCUCCUUCGGUCCCAUCGGAUGGGUGCUUCCAAGCGAAGUCUUCCCGCUGUCUAUACGGAGUAAAGGCGUCGCGCUGUCCACGGCCUCGAACUGGACCAACAACUUCCUUAUCGGGCUGGUGACACCGGUACUUGUGGAGUAUUCUGCUGCGACAUUUAUGAUCUUCUCGACUGCGUGUUUUCUUGCUUACUUGUGGGCGACAUAUAGCGUUCCUGAGACGGCGAAUGUAUCGUUGGAGGAGAUUGAUGCUGUCUUCGGCACGUCAUCAGGACAGGACGAUGAAUUAGUUCGACAACAGGUGGGAUUACGUGAAAUUAUUAGAGAUUUUGCGGAUACGUGAGGCUUCUGUUUUAUGUUCUAGAUAUAUUGUAGCGUAACAGUUGUAUAAUUUGGUUGUUAAUGUGAAUAUUUUGUUCAUAUAAUUCAGCUAUACAUGAU